CCUCGCAGGCACGAUGUCCCAGAGGCACCUGGCUCCCACCGCGCUGCUGCUGCUGCUGGCAUGCCUUCUGAGCAUGCUCAGUCACACCGCCACCGCGUAUGGACCACUGAACCACGCUUGCUGUGUGAAAUACACUGUCAAGCCUUUGCCGUUCAGUACCAUCAAGGGCUUCAUCGAGCAGAGCUCCCGGGAGGUGUGCCGCAUCGAUGCCAUCAUAUUCUACACAGUGCGUAACAAGAAGGUGUGCGCCAGUGCCAAAGACGAAUGGGUGAAAGCACACCUAACUCGUCUCAGUGCUAAACUGAAGACACUGGCUACCAAAGACCCAAGCAGACACAUCCAUGGGAAAAACUCCAGCGCCAUCCUGAAUGACUGAUUCACACAUAUCACCAGAGAGACUUAAACACAUCACGGGUGAUCUGCAUUUGUCCACUGCUCAGACUGAUUUACUGCUUGGCAAUAUUACAGAAAGAUCAAAUUUGCUGGAUAUGCAGCCUGCUGCUUCCAUAUAAUCUGAAUAAUCACAAUAUUAAAAUUGCAACUAUAGCUUUCCUGGUGACCUUCUUUUAACUAUAAGCUAAAUAAGUCUA
This is a messenger RNA of Megalops cyprinoides (Indo-Pacific tarpon), 590 nucleotides long. It is a transcript of the gene ccl20l, whose product is annotated as C-C motif chemokine 20-like. Gene Ontology annotation, cellular component: extracellular region. NCBI's taxonomy places the organism in Eukaryota, Metazoa, Chordata, Actinopteri, Elopiformes, Megalopidae. The record is from RefSeq and is a predicted model, not a curated record. Gene Ontology annotation, molecular function: chemokine activity; CCR chemokine receptor binding. The coding region runs from base 14 to 376 and encodes 120 amino acids. Gene Ontology annotation, biological process: inflammatory response; immune response; cellular response to interleukin-1. The transcript is spliced from 4 exons.